AUGGCAGCUUCCGCAAUGGUACUGGAUCCGAAACCCGUAUCCUCAUCCGACCCGCCUCCGGCGCUACCCGCAGUCGCCGCUUCUAAAUACAGUGAAUCCUCCGAUGACGAUGAUUUAUACGGCCGGCUCAAAUCCCUCCAGCGGCAACUGGAGUUCAUCGACAUUCAGGAGGAGUACGUGAAGGACGAAUUGAAAAACCUGAAGCGAGAGCUUCUACGGUCCCAGGAGGAGGUCAAGAGGAUCCAGUCGGUGCCAUUGGUCAUUGGCCAGUUCAUGGAAAUGGUUGACCAGAACAACGGCAUCGUCGGCUCCACCACCGGGUCGAAUUAUUAUGUCCGGAUUCUAAGUACCAUUAAUCGCGAGCUCCUCAAGCCCGCCGCAUCUGUGGCUCUCCACCGCCACUCUAAUGCCCUCGUCGAUGUCUUGCCCCCUGAAGCCGACUCCAGUAUUUCGCUCCUCAGCCAAUCGGAAAAACCUGAUGUCACCUACAAUGAUAUCGGCGGAUGUGAUAUUCAGAAGCAGGAAAUUCGUGAAGCUGUUGAAUUACCACUCACACACAAUGAACUAUACAAGCAGAUUGGUAUUGACCCUCCCCGAGGAGUGUUGCUUUAUGGUCCACCUGGUACAGGUAAAACCAUGCUUGCCAAGGCCGUGGCAAACCACACAACUGCAGCUUUCAUUAGGGUGGUGGGUUCAGAAUUUGUGCAGAAAUAUCUGGGUGAGGGUCCUAGAAUGGUCCGUGAUGUCUUUCGUCUUGCCAAAGAGAACGCUCCUGCAAUUAUCUUUAUUGAUGAAGUAGAUGCAAUUGCAACUGCUCGAUUUGAUGCCCAAACUGGAGCUGAUAGAGAGGUUCAAAGAAUACUCAUGGAACUAUUGAAUCAGAUGGACGGAUUUGAUCAAACUGUGAAUGUGAAGGUCAUCAUGGCCACUAACCGUGCGGACACGUUGGAUCCCGCACUUCUACGUCCUGGUAGACUUGAUCGUAAAAUUGAGUUUCCUUUGCCUGAUAGACGGCAAAAGAGGCUGGUUUUUCAGGUUUGCACGGCUAAGAUGAACUUAGGUGAUGAAGUUGAUUUAGAGGACUAUGUUUCUCGACCUGAUAAAAUAAGUGCUGCUGAGAUUGCCGCUAUAUGCCAGGAAGCAGGUAUGCAUGCUGUCCGCAAAAACCGGUAUGUUAUACUUCCAAAGGACUUUGAGAAAGGAUACCGGAGCAAUGUCAAGAAACCAGACACUGAUUUUGAAUUUUACAAGUAA
Molecule: messenger RNA, 1254 nt
Organism: Fraxinus pennsylvanica
Lineage: Eukaryota; Viridiplantae; Streptophyta; Magnoliopsida; Lamiales; Oleaceae
Source: the annotation of a GenBank genome assembly